AUGGCUGGCUUUGAUAGUGGUGCUGUGUAUCGUUCUGAUAGUUUGUUCACUCAGGCUGGUGAUCGUGAUAAUUUUGCAAGUUUCCAACAAGCUAAGAAAAAAUUCAAGGAUUUUCUUCGUCAGUACAAUGUUGGUGGGCUGUCCUUUGGCUAUAGGGACCAACUUAAGCAAAAUUGCACAUUGAAAAUCUAUAAUUUGACUCUAAAGAUUCAAGAUUUAAACAACUUCGAUACAUUUCUAGCUCAAGAACUUAUUGUUCAUCCAGUGGAUUAUAUUGCGACCUUUGAAGAAGCAACAACUGAGGUCGCCAGUGAAAUAAUGAAAUCCUCGUUAGAGGCCAAUGAGACUUUGCCACCGAUUCAACUUUUGCUAGAUUGGGAUGCAGCCCCUGUUCACAUUCGAGAUAUGCAAUCGGAACGGGUUGCUAAACUGGUUAAAAUAUCAGGAAUCGUGGUGUCUGCUUCUAGUGUAAAAUCAAAAGCCACUCGUUUAACACUUCAAUGCCGUGGAUGUCGCCAAUAUUUACCGAAUAUUCGCGUUAAACCUGGUUUCGAUGGCUAUAUGCUCCCGAGAAAAUGCCCAAGUUCCAUGGCCGGUGGCGUUUCAGUUCCUUGUCCAGUUGACCCGUUCUUCAUUGUUCCAGAUAAAUGUGAAUGCGUCGAUUAUCAAGUUUUGAAAUUGCAAGAAUCUCCAGAUUCCAUUCCACAGGGUGAAAUGCCUAGACAUGUGCAGAUCUACUGUGAUCGAUAUCUAGUUGAGCAGGUUGCUCCGGGUAACCGAAUUACUGUCGUCGGUAUCUAUUCUAUCCAAACAUCUCCUACCAACAAGCCAAGAACGGGAGCUCAUGAACGCGUAAAUGUCGGUGUUCGUAACUCCUACAUUCGAGCCCUCGGUUUAAGCCUCAACACAGAGGGACCGGGUCGCAGUGGUGUUUUCUCGGCUGGGAGAUUACUACAUACCUCCACAAUUACUACGGAAUUAGAAGAAGAGGAAAUGCGAAAACUUGCCAAUACACCAAAUAUUUACGAGCUCAUCGCUCGCAGUAUCGCACCCUCCAUUUACGGCAGUUUGGAUAUCAAGAAGGCCAUUGCUUGUCUUCUUUUUGGUGGUUCUCGAAAACGUUUGCCGGAUGGGUUAUGUCGUCGUGGUGACAUUAAUUUAUUACUUAUUGGAGAUCCGGGUACCGCCAAGUCUCAGCUUCUUAAGUUCGUGGAGAGAUGUGCACCUGUUGGUGUUUAUACUUCUGGUAAAGGUAGUUCAGCAGCUGGUCUCACUGCAUCGAUUAUUCGUGAUCCAGCAACGCACAAUUUCGUUAUGGAAGGUGGCGCAAUGGUGUUAGCCGACGGCGGUGUUGUAUGCAUCGAUGAGUUUGACAAGAUGAGAGAAGAUGAUCGAGUUGCUAUUCAUGAAGCUAUGGAACAGCAGACAAUCUCAAUUGCAAAAGCCGGUAUAACUACAUCAUUAAACAGUCGUUGUUCUGUCUUAGCUGCUGCUAAUAGUGUCUUUGGUCGUUGGGACGACUCAAAGGCUGAAAGCAAUAUUGAUUUUAUGCCCACCAUCCUCUCACGUUUCGACAUGAUUUUCGUUGUCAAAGACGAGCACGAUGCCGCUAAGGAUAGUAUCCUUGCUCAUCAUGUUAUGCAGGUUCAUCUACAUGGAAAUGAUGCGGUUGCAAAUAAUGAAAUGGCUGAAGACGCCUCUUCAAAUGGCGAAAUCCCGCUGUCAGUGCUCCGUCGUUUCAUUGCUUUUGCUAGAGAGCGUUGUGGACCGCGUUUAUCACCAGCCGCUACUGAAAAGCUAGCAAAUCAAUAUGUGUUAAUGAGAUCUGGCGCUAGUCGUCAUGAACAGCAGACCGGAAAGCGUGGUAAUAUUCCCAUUACCGUUCGACAACUGGAAGCUAUCGUGCGUAUUUCUGAAUCCUUGGCUAAGAUGCGUCUGGACGCUUUUGCUACCGAAGCCGAUGUUGACGAAGCGAUGCGUUUGUUCCAGGUCUCGACACUAGAAGCUUUCAUGACUGGAAGUCUAGAGGGAGCCGAGGGCUUUACAAGCCAGGAGGAGCACGACCUUAUUAUAAGAGUGGAGAAGCAACUGAAGAAACGUUUUGUUAUUGGUUCACAAGUGUCCGAGCAUGCCAUUCUCCAAGACUUCACUCGCCAGGGUUUUUCCGAGAGGACGGUGGCUAAAGUGUUGCAUUAUAUGAUUAGACGUGGUGAGAUUCAAUAUAGAAUGCAAAGAAGAAUUCUAUAUCGCGUGAAGUAA
Rodentolepis nana is the source of this 2259-nucleotide messenger RNA. The record is from the annotation of a GenBank genome assembly. Lineage: Eukaryota; Metazoa; Platyhelminthes; Cestoda; Cyclophyllidea; Hymenolepididae.